Ostreobium quekettii is the source of this 435-nucleotide messenger RNA. NCBI's taxonomy places the organism in Eukaryota, Viridiplantae, Chlorophyta, Ulvophyceae, Bryopsidales, Ostreobiaceae. The record is from the annotation of a GenBank genome assembly.
AUGGAAGAAAUGUUGCACCAGAUGGUUGACAUCUGUGCUGCAGACCUCGUAAAGAAACAAGCUGAUUUCUUGCUGUACUGGGGCAAUGGGCAGGAGCUUGGAGUCCACAAGUUCACAGCCCGUGAAGAUUACGAGUACACAUGGUGGAUUAGACACCAACCAAAUGGGGGAUUUGCAGAUGCAUGGCAUUUUGAAGUUGAGUAUGGGUCAGAUGGACAGACCGCUAACCCAGCGGAAGAAAUAGACCUUGCCAACGCCAACAAUACAUUUCGUGUUGCUUUCUUGACCCCGCGUGCUCAAGAGAUGCUGGUUGCCAACCUUACAGAACGUGGAUUCCAGGCAGAGUUCAGGGUACAGUCUGUGAUGUGCGAUUCUCGUGAGCUCCCAGGUCAGACUGUACAGGGGAACGUUCAGUUGGUGACAAUCAAAUGGUAG